Belonocnema kinseyi is the source of this 2013-nucleotide messenger RNA. It is a transcript of the gene dpr8, whose product is annotated as zwei Ig domain protein zig-8. NCBI's taxonomy places the organism in Eukaryota, Metazoa, Arthropoda, Insecta, Hymenoptera, Cynipidae. The record is from RefSeq and is a predicted model, not a curated record. The transcript has 7 exons. Bases 952 to 1776 code for a protein of 274 amino acids. Gene Ontology annotation, cellular component: neuron projection membrane. Gene Ontology annotation, biological process: synapse organization.
UCGAACGGUCCUCCUUCUCCCGUCUCACUUUUCCUUUAGUGAUUAAUGAAAUCGCGUCCCACACGUUGUCCCAGCACGGAAUCGCUUUCAAUUAUAUUAGGAAACAUCCAUAGAAGUCCCGAACAUUUUGUAAAAUAAUAGUCUCCCGUAAAACAUUUUCUAAAGUGACAGAUGUGUUAAACAACCGGUGUUUAGUGAAAAUUGAAUUUGAUCUACAAAUUCAAUUUAAUAGUUUAAGGUUGGAUAAUUGUGAUCGAGUCAGUUGGGGGAAGUGAAAAUCGUCAUACAGAAGGUUUAGUGGCAAAAGUUGAAGUGCCAACGUCGAAUCUGCUUUCUGCCCAGCUUGCACUUUUGAAAAGUCGGCAUGAGGGUCCAAAGGAGAUAAGCGGAACUUGCAAAAGGUCUGGAAGUCAAGUUAGAAAUUAUUUACCUGGUGGCAAACGUUAAGAGGCGCAGUUGUAAAUGAAGGAUUCGUCGACCUAUCCCUCGUAAUUAAAAUCGACAGUACUCGUGAAUAUUUCAAUUAUGCGCGCCUAACUUUCCUCUCGGUGAAAGUUUACCUCGGGUAACUUACCCUCAUUGGGUUCCAGAAGGUCCGUGAACUCAAGAGGACAAGGGUUCAAAAGUGAAAUGAAUAAAUUAAAUGAAGUAAAGUUAACUCCUUAAAUUUGCGAAUUAUCUUUAAUGAAUGUUCGUGAUCGGAAGGAGAAAUGUUACCGAAAGAUGAGGGGUGGAAGUUUUAUGGAAGUUGAGAAGAACCACCCCGAGACUAAGUGCUUUCAUUUUAGUCUAAACGUAUCAAUGAAUCUUGGAUCACUUUUCCGGAAAUAAGGACAAUGUCAAAGGGAAGAGAUUCCUUUGACACACGGUGAUUCCGUCAGUCUUCAUUUUGAGAUGCGAGACAGAUAAUAGAGCCAGCAUGCGAGGAAACUGAGGCUGGUCAAUCAAGCGAUGUCUACCCCUCUUCCCAUUCUCGUCUGUUUAAUAUUUUCUUUUGGCGAUCCAGUAACUUCUAUGAGAAACUUCCGAACUGAUUUUCUAGAAGAAUGGCCAACUCCCGGCACCGGUCCUCACUUCGACACAACUAUGCCAUCAAAUUUCACCGGAUUGGUGGGCCAAACUGUUCACUUAGUCUGCCGGGUCAAAAACUUAGGAAAUCGAACGGUGUCCUGGGUGAGACAUCGAGACAUUCAUUUACUGACAGUUGGUCGAUACACCUACACAAGCGACCAGCGUUUCGAAGCUCUUCAUUCACCACACUCCGAAGAGUGGACUUUGAGGAUACGAUAUCCUCAACGUAAAGACUCGGGGAUCUACGAGUGCCAAAUCUCAACCACUCCUCCUAUCGGACAUCCGGUCUACCUGACCAUAGUCGAACCGGUGACGAUAAUAGUAGGAGCCCCAGAUCUUUUCGUCAACAAAGGGAGCACUAUCAACCUAACCUGCCUCGUCAAAUAUGCCCCCGAGCCACCACCAUUGAUGGUCUGGAGUCAUAACAGAGAGGAAAUAAAUUUUGACUCCCCACGCGGUGGAAUCAGUCUCGUUACAGAAAAAGGACCUGAAACAACGAGUCGACUGAUGAUUCAAAAGGCAGUGCCAAGCGACUCGGGGAUAUAUACCUGCGGGCCAAGCAAUGCCAAUCCUAGCAACAUUAGGGUCCAUGUUGUAAACGAGGAACAUCCAGCUGCAAUGCACCACGGAGAAGGGAGCACUUCUUACAAUAGAGAAAAUCCAACGUGUUUUAUAAUCUUGAUAAUUAUGAUAAUGUUUAUAUGAAGCCGUAGUUUAAUCUAAUUCUUUAAGUCGAAAAAAUCUGUCUUGAAAAUCGUGAAUCGCCUAACCAAUCGCUGAUAUAUCUCGAACUGAAGGAAGACAUUGUGCAGGGUAAAGCUCUUUUAUCGACAGCUCGGUUACGUACUCGUAACUCUGACCAAAAAAGUUUUCCGAUAUAUCAAGGUCUGAUCGGUGAGAGUGUAGUAUUUUGUUAAACGAUAUCAUCCAAAACUGUUCAAA